Hydatigera taeniaeformis is the source of this 1450-nucleotide messenger RNA. The record is from the annotation of a GenBank genome assembly. Lineage: Eukaryota; Metazoa; Platyhelminthes; Cestoda; Cyclophyllidea; Taeniidae.
GGCCAUGGCUGUUGUUUCCCUCCUAAUAGGUCAGUGCGGAAACCAAACUGGCCUGGAGUUUUUCAAAACUAUUUACAACGACAAUUAUGGCGAAUACAGCAAACGAGAUACUCAUUUGGAGCAUGAAUUUGUUAACGAAUCGAUGGAAACUUUUUUUAGAAUAAAGGGCAAGGGUACUCACUGCCUGUUGCCGGAGGCUAGAUGUGUUCGGGUGGACAUGGAAGACAAAGUGAUUCAGCAGAUAGACAGCGAAACUAAUCAUCAUUGCGGCUGGCGGUAUUCUCAAAAUUCUUUCGUUGCAAAGAGGGGUUCCGGAAACAAUUGGGCUUUGGGCUACCUUUUGAACGGCCCAUCAUGUGCGGAAGCUGUUGACGAUAUUCUGACAGCCGAACUAGAAAAGUGUGACUCAGUUGAUGGCAUUAUAACCACGAUGAGCCUCGCCGGCGGCACGGGAUCGGGAGUUGGGACUUAUCUCCUUGGUCGCCUAGGUGACGUGUGCCCGAAGGUGCCGGUGCUGGCGCAGUUGGUUUUGCCGUAUCGACAGGGCGAGGUGGCGAUUCAGGCUUACAACGUAAUUCUGAGUUUGGGUCACUUAUUAUGCGCUAGCCCUGGCGAUGCACCCUGUGGCCUCUUGCUGCACGAGAACGAUCUUCUCCACCGUGCCUGUGCCAGUCGCCUCGUUUGUCAUCGACGUCGCCAAAUCGACGGACACGCUGAUGCCCUCGAAAAGGUGCCCCUUAUCGAGCUUAAUCGUCUCAUGGCACAUCUUCUCGGAGGAUCAUCUCGUGGUUAUACACUUUGUCGUCGCCGUCUGACCCGUCUUCUUUUUGACUUGGCUGGACCUGCGGACUAUCGGCUAUACCGGUUGCACUGUUUGCCAUAUCAUCCAAACAGUGAGGCUAGACACUUUGCCACUGAAACCUGGCAGCAGCUUUUGCGUCAUGCCAAGCAACUCCUCCUCUCUGGUGCUUGUCUUGGUGAUGAAAUGAACUGGUGUGUUUCGCUUGACAAUCUGCGCAGCUACCGUCGACAGCCACUUCUCUCCUGCGCAGGCGUAGCGCGCGGCGCCGGAGCUGAUGAGGUAUUGUGGUCGGGACUCACUACGGGUCUCGAUGCGGAGGGCGUAACGAGGCCUUGGGAGGUUAAUACGUCCUCUCCAAUGAGCGUAUAUGCUCGAGCCUUCAACGGUCACUUUCGCGGUGUUUUUUUGGCUACUAACGGUGGUGGUCUGGUCGCUGAAGGUGAUCAUAAUGGUGCUAAGGCUUCGAGUACUGAUGUCUGCGCACCGCUCCGACUGGUCCGUUCUCGAGCUUGGCGUCUCUUUACCUCCUCCGCCUACCUCCACCAAUACGCUCAGUUUGGCAUGGAGGAUCCGCGAGCCUCUCUACUUGAUGCCUUUGCCGUGGUUGAACAGACCAUCCAUCUAUAUUCUCAGCUUACUACUUCUUAA